This is a messenger RNA of Anopheles marshallii, 906 nucleotides long. It is a transcript of the gene Gorab, whose product is annotated as RAB6-interacting golgin. The record is from RefSeq and is a predicted model, not a curated record. NCBI's taxonomy places the organism in Eukaryota, Metazoa, Arthropoda, Insecta, Diptera, Culicidae. Gene Ontology annotation, biological process: non-motile cilium assembly. The transcript is spliced from 4 exons. Bases 1 to 906 code for a protein of 301 amino acids.
AUGUCCAAACAAUUUGUUGGGUUUUCUGACGAUGAUAUCUUCAAGAUCACCCGACAGGCGGGUGGCAAAGAGCCGGCAAAAGAACUGUCGCGUCCCCACAGCAGACAACCUAAAGUACCGCCGGGCGCGGUGAAAUUUGUUCCACCACCAUCAACAGUAAACGGCAACCUCAGUACCGUCAGCUGUGUCGACACAAGCAUUUAUCCUCAACAUCCAAUCCAACAAGCUGUUGCCUUUAAACCACUACCAGUAAUGAUGAAUGCUCCGGUGGAUGAAUCCAUUCUAGUACUUCCGAACCUACCAGCAACGGUGGGCAAACAUUCCGAACCAACUGUUGCUACCAGUACGACAGGAUUGGCCGGUUUGCGAACCAACCUGAACGAUGUGCUUACUCCAUUCAAAGGCAUGUCGUUGAAAGAUUUUGAACAGCAGCGAAAAAUGAUGGAAGAGCAGAAUAAGCAGAAACGGGACAUACUUCAUAAGGCUAUAGAGCAACAUGCUCAAAAAACAGCAGCGGAAGCAAGCAAAAUCCAGGAGAUUAAGUCCGAACUCAGCAAACUAGACUCCGAGCUGGCAUCGGAUGUAGCAAUUUUACGUAAACAGAUCGAUGCGGCGAGCCUGCACUUUUCGAGUGUUGAGAAAAAUUAUCUUACCAUAGAAAAUCUUUUCCUCAAAGCCAAGGUCGAGCUUCAUCAGGCGUUGGAAAAGAAGGAAAUGUUAACCGAACAUUUGUGUGCAAUCAUUUCCCACAACGAGGAACGGAAGGCGAAACGUUUGUCCGAAUUGAUGGAAAAGGUAGGCAUUUCGGUGAACGAUCAUUUUGACGACACAAUCAAUGGAAACAGCAACACAGGUGCAACGGAUACUACCACCGAGCCAGACAGCAUCCAAUCGACGCGCAAUUAA